AUGUUGGACAUCCAUCGGUCAAUGGCGUCCCAGCCCCGGAGCCCCGCCGCUCCGGCCGACGACGGCGCCAACAACGGCGACUUUCUCCCCGCGGACGAGCUGCAGGAGGUGUUCUUGCGGCUGCCGUCAAAGUCUCUCGCCCGCCUCCGGACAAUCUGCCGGUCGUGGCGGUCCAUGCUCUCCGACCCGCUCUUCGUCGCCGCACACGCGACCCGCUCCCGCGCGGACUCCAUCUUCGUCGUCGCCGUCCACCACCCUGGUCACCAACUAGUCGACAUCAACCUCGUGGACGUGUCCACCGGCGCCGUGCUGAGGUGCAUGGACGGGCUAGCCCUAGCCAGGCGUCGAUUCUGCGUGGGCGGCGAGCUCCUCUGUUUCGUGGAGCCUACACCUGGUGGCGGCGCAGGCGCAGUCCAGGUCCUCGACCCGGCCACAGGCGCCACCACCGACGUCCUUCAACCCGGCGACGCCACAGACGGUGGCACCAUGACCGACGUCCUCCAACCCGGCGGCGCCACGGCGCCACAAAUUCACACCGGCUGCACCGCCUCAUUGUACUUGGUCGGGCACGUGCCCACCACGGGAGAGCACAAGGUGCUCCACAUCACCGACGUCCGCGGCAAGCAGGCGUGCGAGGUCUUCACCAUCGGAGCCGCCGCCGGCCGCAACAACAUCCGCCAAUGCCAGCGCUGGAGGCCAGCGCAGAGCCCUCCGAUGCGCGUCGACUCGAUCCCCCGACGCAGAGCCGUUGUCAACGGGGUCGCCUACUUCCUGCCCUCCAAUCACAACGGGCGCUGCCUGCCGGACUACGACAGCGUCGCCGCGUUCGACCUCGAGAAGGAGGAGUGGAGGCCCGCUCCCAUCCGGGGCCCGCUGAGCAGCGAGCGUCCGGGCCACUGCGACCAACUCCUGCGUUUCAGCCUGGCCGAGCUGAAUGGCCGCCUCAUCAUGGUCCAUCACAACUACCAAUGCAAAACCAUCGACAUGUACUCCCUCUCCCUGACGGACACGGGGGAGGGGGUAGAGUGGUCGAGGGGGCCAUCUCUACGUCUCGACUCUGUUCUCGACCGUAACCGUAAAGGGGAAACUCUGGCACAACUACUGAUGGAGCUGGACGACGGGAGGAUCGUGCUCUUUGUACCAGGGACUAGCGUCGUGCGGGUGUAUGAUCCAAGAAAGGAGACUAGGACGGACGUGAUGGAGAUGCCUCGGUGUGGUAUUGUUGGGUGCUACAAAGGUAGCCUCCUUCCGUUUCGUGUGGUAGGUGAAGCCGGGUGUGUUUGUGGAUGA
This is a messenger RNA of Triticum turgidum subsp. durum (durum wheat), 1290 nucleotides long. The record is from the annotation of a GenBank genome assembly. NCBI's taxonomy places the organism in Eukaryota, Viridiplantae, Streptophyta, Magnoliopsida, Poales, Poaceae.